AUGAUGGAGUUUCUGGCUGCUGUAUAUGUGUUCCUCUCAUUCAUCAACAACAAAGAGAAUCUACUUGACAACCUGCAAACAAAAGACAAUCCUGAAGUUACUGUCUACAAGAGUGCUGUGGAUAAAGCCUUACAAAGUGAGACGGGAAACCUGGACCUUUUCCUCCGCUUCCUUCUGGGCCUCUCACUGGAGUCCAAUCAGAAGCACUUACGAGGUCUACUGACAAAGACAAGAAUCAGCUCACAGACCCAUGAAGAAACAGUCAAGUACAUCAAGGAGAAGAUCAGGGAGAAUCCCUCUCCAGAGAGGAGCAUCAAUCUGUUCCACUGUCUGAAUGAACUGAAUGACCAUUCUCUAGUGGAGGAGAUCCAAAGCUUCCUGAGCUCAGGAAGUCUCUCAAAACCCAAACUGUCACUUGCACAGUGGUCAGCUCUGGUCUUUGUGUUGCUGACUUCAGAAAAGGAGCUGGAUGUGUUUGACCUGAAGAAAUUCUCCAGAUCAGAGGAAGGUCUUCUGAGGCUGCUCCCAGUGGUCAAAGCCUCCAGAGCUGUUCUCCUGUCAGGCUGUGGAGUCACAGAGGAAGGCUGUGCUUCUCUGGUCUCAGCUCUGGAGUCAAACCCCUCACACCUGAGAGAGCUGGAUCUGAGUAACAAUGACCUGAAGGAUUCAGGAGUGAAGCUGCUCUCUGCUGGACUGGGGAAUCCCCACUGUAAACUGGAGACUCUGAGGCUGUCAGGCUGUCUAGUCACAGAGGAAGGCUGUGCUUCUCUGGUCUCAGCUCUGAGGUCAAACCCCUCACACCUGAAAGAGCUGGACCUGAGCUACAAUCACCCAGGAGACUCAGGAGUCAGACUGCUCUCUGCUGGACUGGAGGAUCCACACUGCAGACUGGAGAAACUCAAGUAUGUAGAGGGUUUAUGUCAAUGUUCAUAUCAGACAUGUUUGACUUAUCAGGCUGGUUAAGACAAACA
Oncorhynchus nerka (sockeye salmon) is the source of this 971-nucleotide messenger RNA. Its product is annotated as ribonuclease inhibitor-like. Bases 1 to 963 code for a protein of 320 amino acids. Gene Ontology annotation, molecular function: protein binding. Gene Ontology annotation, biological process: intracellular signal transduction. The record is from RefSeq and is a predicted model, not a curated record. NCBI's taxonomy places the organism in Eukaryota, Metazoa, Chordata, Actinopteri, Salmoniformes, Salmonidae. The transcript has 4 exons.